Molecule: messenger RNA, 1122 nt
Organism: Fraxinus pennsylvanica
Lineage: Eukaryota; Viridiplantae; Streptophyta; Magnoliopsida; Lamiales; Oleaceae
Source: the annotation of a GenBank genome assembly
AUGGCUGGCCUUUCAGUAGACAUAGUUCCUUGCAGUAGUGAUUGGUAUAUUCUGAUUCUCAUUUUGACACUGGGAAAUAAUUUUAUCUGUCAUGCAAAUGGUAAGGCUUUUUUUGUGUUUGGAGAUUCUCUGGUUGAUAAUGGCAACAACAACUACUUGAUAACCACCGCUAGGGCGGAUGAGCCGCCAUACGGCAUUGACUACCCAACACAUCAGCCCACCGGCCGCUUCUCCAAUGGCCUUAACAUUCCUGAUAUAAUCAGUGAGCAUAUGGGAUGGGAAGCUACAUUGCCAUACUUGAGCCCAGAGCUGCGGGGACAGAAUCUGCUUGUUGGUGCUAACUUUGCUUCUGCUGGGGUUGGCAUACUUAAUGACACUGGAAUUCAAUUUGUAAACAUAAUUCGGAUUCCGAAUCAGCUGGAUAAUUUCAAAGAAUACCAGCAGAGAGUGAGUGAACUUAUUGGAUACGAAGAGAGGAAGAAACUUGUGAAACGAGCACUUGUUCUUAUUACAUUGGGAGGAAAUGAUUUUGUCAAUAAUUAUUACUUAGUCCCCAAUUCUGCAAGAUCUCAACAAUUCACCCUUCAAGAAUAUGUCCCUUUUCUCAUCACUGAAUACAAGAAAGUUUUAAAGAGACUGUAUAGACUUGGAGCUCGAAGGGUUUUAGUGACAGGCACAGGGCCAUUAGGAUGUGUGCCAGCAGAAUUGGCAUAUUACAGUACGAAUGGGGAAUGUGCAGAGGAAUUGCAACUUGCUGCAUCUCUUUUCAACCCACAAUUGGUUCAGAUGAUUGAUCAACUCAACGCCGAAAUAGGCCGCAUUGCCUUCAUUGCAGCCAACACCAAUCAAAUGCACAUGGAUUUCAUCUCAAAUCCUCAAGCUUUUGGAUUUAAAACAUCAAAGAUAGCUUGUUGCGGACAAGGACCCUAUAAUGGUGUAGGCCUUUGCACACCUUUAUCAAAUUUGUGCCCAAAUAGAGAUGAAUAUGUGUUUUGGGACCCUUUUCAUCCCUCUGAAAGGGCUAAUAGACUCAUUGUAGAAGAAAUCUUGACAGGUUCAAACACUUAUAUGCACCCCAUGAACCUCAAUACGAUCAUGGCUUUGGAUUCAAGCAGGGCAUGA